Striga asiatica is the source of this 1083-nucleotide messenger RNA. The record is from the annotation of a GenBank genome assembly. NCBI's taxonomy places the organism in Eukaryota, Viridiplantae, Streptophyta, Magnoliopsida, Lamiales, Orobanchaceae.
CCGGGUCUCAGUAAUUAACGACCCGCUAGUUAUUUUCAUCUUUAAAACGAUACAAAACCUUCCGAAAAAAUCUUACAUCCAAUCUCACACACAACACACAAUCAAUCAAUCAUAUCUGUCCAUUGCUUCCCGGAUAGUAGAGGCCCUCAUUUCCGUCUUUGGAAUUCAGUUGUUCCAUCCCAUUUCUGCAAAUAUAGCUAAGUUUUCUGAGGUUAUGGCAGAGGAGCAACUCAACAAAGUCGAGACGGAGGCUUCCCAUGAAAAGGUUGAAGCUUUAAAAGACGGAUCGGAGGAGAAAACCGUAAUUCCGCAUCCCGCUGAGGAGAAAGCGCUUCUCGUAGUUGAAAAGCCAGAAGCAGCUGAGGAGAAAAACCCAGAAGGCUCUAUAAACAGAGAUGCUGUACUUGCCCGGGUUGCAACAGAAAAGAGAUUUUCUUUGAUUAAAGCAUGGGAAGAAAGCGAGAAGUCGAAAGCUGAAAAUAAGGCCCAAAAGAAAAUAUCUGCAAUUGGAGCUUGGGAGAACAGUAAGAAGGCGAAUUUAGAGGCAGAGCUGAAGAAGAUUGAGGAGCAACUGGAGAAGAAGAAAGCAGAACAGAUAGAGAAGAUGAAGAACAAGGUUGCUCUAAUCCACAAGCAAGCAGAAGAAAAACGUGCAAUCGUUGAAGCCAAACGUGGUGAAGAUCUUCUCAAAGCAGAGGAAAUAGCAGCAAAAUAUCGAGCAACCGGAACAGCUCCAAAGAAAUUGCUUGGCUGUUUUUAAACCAGGAAAAGAAAAGGGACGCUUAUACUAUAUAUGUGUUCUAAUUUGAAUUAUAAGUUAUGCAAUCUUUUGCUGCCCUGUAUGUAUAUUUGGGCAGAUGUCAGGUAAUUUGGUUCAGAAUGCCUUAUUUAUUUGUUUAUUUUAUUAGCUUGUGUUCAUAAGGUGCGUGGUAUUUGUUUGUUUGUAGAUGGGAUUGUGUUUGUGUAUGUUAGCUAUUUAACUGUAUGUAUCUUUAUAAGCUUUUUAUGCGAUGUGGAAUUAUAGUACUCUUCUUCAAAGUAGUAACUAAUGUUUCAUCCUUUAUAGUGGAAUUUUGAUUGCUG